Molecule: messenger RNA, 10021 nt
Organism: Leucoraja erinaceus (little skate)
Lineage: Eukaryota; Metazoa; Chordata; Chondrichthyes; Rajiformes; Rajidae
Gene: cdk6
Product: cyclin-dependent kinase 6
Exons: 8
Coding region: 235-1194 (319 amino acids)
Biological process (GO): signal transduction; G1/S transition of mitotic cell cycle; regulation of gene expression
Cellular component (GO): nucleus; cyclin-dependent protein kinase holoenzyme complex; cytoplasm
Molecular function (GO): ATP binding; cyclin-dependent protein serine/threonine kinase activity; cyclin binding
Source: RefSeq, a predicted model, not a curated record
GCCGGUGCCGCUCUCGCUCGUCCGUCGCCCGCCCGCGCGCGCGCAUUUCCGCGCCCCCCCGCCGCCGCCGCCGCCGCCGCCGCCGCCGCUGCUGCUCCUACAUGUUCUGCUGCGCGAUCUCAGCUUUGCAAGCGUCGCUGCACAACUUCCAUGAUGUGAUCGGCCCGGAUAACCUCCCUGGUUGUUUCCGUCUGUGUGUGUGUCAGACAUCGAAGGGGCUCCGCGGUUUGCACCAUGGACGCUAAAGAGGGCAGUUGCUCGGAGCGCUAUGAGCCGGUGGCCGAGAUCGGGGAAGGGGCGUACGGCAAGGUUUACAAGGCCAGGGACAAGAACAACGAAGGUCGCUUCGUCGCACUUAAAAAAGUGCGAGUCCAGACCGGUGAAGAGGGGAUGCCCCUCUCCACCAUCCGGGAGGUGGCCGUGCUGCGGCAACUUGAGUCCUUCGAGCAUCCCAACGUGGUCAGGUUGUUUGAUGUUUGCACCGUGUCUCGAACAGACAGAGAGACAAAAUUGACUCUUGUGUUUGAACAUAUCGAUCAAGAUUUGACUACCUAUUUGGAGAAAGCCCCAGAUCCAGGAGUGCCUCCGGAAACAAUAAAGGAUAUGAUGUUUCAGCUGCUCCGAGGAUUAGACUUCCUUCAUUCACACCGUGUGGUUCAUCGAGACUUGAAGCCUCAGAAUAUACUUGUAACCAGCAGUGGCCAAAUCAAGCUAGCUGAUUUUGGUUUGGCUCGCAUCUAUAGUUUCCAGAUGGCACUUACCUCUGUGGUUGUUACUUUGUGGUAUCGGGCACCGGAAGUUCUGUUGCAGUCUAGUUACGCAACACCAGUUGACCUAUGGAGUGUUGGCUGUAUAUUUGCAGAAAUGUUUCGUCGACGUGUCCUCUUUCGUGGUAAUUCAGAUGUUGAUCAAUUAGGAAAAAUCUUUGAUGUACUUGGUCUCCCAAGUGAGGAUGACUGGCCAAUAGAUGUGGCCCUGCCAAAAAAUGCAUUUUCUACAAGAUCACCACAACCCAUACAGGACUUGGUACCAGAGAUAAAUGAACCAGGGAAAGACCUGCUGCUGAGAUUACUAACUUUUAAUCCGGAGAAGAGAAUAUCUGCUUUUAAUGCACUGUCCCACCAGUAUUUUAUGGACCAUGAGAAAUACACUGAGAAUCAGAACCAGUCUUCUUCUGGAGUGAACACGGCUUAACAUCUUCAAGUGUAAUUUUUUUGUCCUUGAAAGGAUUACUUGACAAAUCAAAUAUCUUGCAUACAGCAAUAUCUCCUCCAUAUGCUGCUUUUAAAAUGUGUCUCCAAUUUGUGCUUUCUUGAUUUCAUGCCCAAUAUUCUGAAACAAUGCAAAAACAAUUCUCAGUGUAUUUUGCAGUUUCCACCACCAUCCCUCACAUCUCCACCUUCAUCUCUGGAACAUUCUGGACUUAAUUAGCUGCUUAAUUAGCUGUGAAUGCUGCAAAUUGUGUUACCUGAAUGUGGAAUGCUGCAAAGGUGACGUUGUACACCGAAUACAAUCACUGCCAGACCUGCCAGGUUUUUAUAUGUCCAGCUGCUAAGGCCAGAAUUCAAACAUUAAAACAUUAAAAUAAAAAAGGUAUUAAAUAUCCAAACUGACGAAUGUUCUUUGAACAAGUGAAAUGGAUUACUUCAGCCAUUGUCCAUGAUACUGUGAAUACAAUGGAUUAUCUUCAAUACCAACAACUUUGACAAGAAGUUUGAAAAUCCAUUGAAGAGCUCACUUUUGUGGCAGUAUUGGAAAUAAACCAUUUUGGAGAGAAAAAAAAGAUUAAAGAAAAAUCAGAAGAAGUCCUUCACAUUUUGUUCAUGAAAAAGAAUACUAUCAAAAAUCAGGGUUAAGCUUCUGCUACUAUAGAUUUGUUGCUUGUGGUCAAUGAUAUUUUUAUAUUUAUGUCAACAGAAGAGAAAUCUUUGCUAGGGAGAAUUUGAAUGACAUUCCUGGAAUUAUCAAGCAUCCUAAUAUGAUCAACCUCUUAACACACAUCAAAAAAUAUAUUUGCAAAGUGCGAAACGUGAUGAAUAGAAGAUGUUUUGCAAAACUUACAGCAACAUUCUUCCUAUCCAGUGUGUGCAGAAUGUUAGGAGGUCAUGCCUGUUCUAUUUAGAUUUACAACCAAUUGCUAAAUUUGAAACCAGGUGAUCAUAUUUAGAAGCUGGUUUGAGGUGAUUCAAUCUAUUUGCUUAACAGUUUAAUAAAAUCCAUUGCAAUCUUGAACAGGCUUGAUAUCUGAUACCUUCAGAGAAAAGCACAAAAGUUGAGGAAUAUAACAUUUGGUUUUAAAAAUGUGUAUUUUUGUGGCCAGUUUACACUUUGGAAAUUGUCUAAAGCUCUAAGGAUAAAGUUUUUGUUCAUGGAAAACUGAGUGUGCAUCUUCCAAAGUGAAGCUGCAGUUUUACAUUGGAAAUAUUAAGCAGCAUCACUGCUGAAACAUACUGUAGGUGUGAGGCAGCACUGAUUAAAUUGAUGGAGUCCAAUGCUUCUUAACUUUCUUACCGUCAAAUUCUAUAGUGACGCAGUAGAGUGAAAAAUUAUCUAUUUCAAAAUGACUCUGGCAGUCUUAUGGAUUUGCAAUAUUAUAUUUUUGAUACAAAACUGGUGAGAACUUAAAGUAGCUUGAAAAAUGAAAAUGCUCUAAAUACUCAGCAGACCAAACAUCAUCUGUGGAAACUGAAACGUAGUGUGAUGACACACAGAAUUAAAUAUAAUCGACUUGAAAGAUUAACUUGGUUCCUCUCUCCACAUGCUGCCUUAUCUUCAGUGUACUUCCAGCAUUGUUCAUAUUAUUUCAGAUUUCCAGUAAUUGGUUUUCAGUCCAGAGUAUUAUUAGUCUCUAAUUGGGACUAAUAAUUGUAUUUUCCUUGAAAGCAAACUUUACUAAAUUAUCAUUGAUGGAAGGCUUCACUCAUGAAGGAACUGGGUGUAAGUGAAAAUAAUGCAUGUUAAAUAAGUAGUAUUUGGUAUCAUUGAAAUUUUGCAGUUUACAAAAACUGAACAAUAGUGAAAUUGGCUCAGAUUUUGUGGUCAUCAGUGAAAAUAAAGUUUUCCAGGAAGAUCUAGCCAUCUGUAUGGCAUGGAUUUCAAACUGUCCAGCAUUAGUUGCUAUGAAGGGAUUCAGGGGAUCUCUAACAUCCAGCAACACAGAUGUCAUCAACCUGGCUAAGCAACUAAUCACAUAGAAGAAUUCUCAAAAAUGACAAACCAAGAGUUGAAAAGCACUAAUCUUUUAACUAACUCUUUAAACAUUUUACAAAGAGUAAUAUUUAAAUAGAAACUUAAAUAUCACAAAUUAUUUUUUUAGAAACAAAAUAACGUUUUUAUUUUAAAAGACAAUAACUAACUGAGGGAAUGACAAUCCACACAAAUUACCAUUAUGGUCCACAAAAGAUGAUAGGCAGCCUUUAUGGCGUAGUACACAUUUAACAAUAUCACUGCUCCUCGAGCAACAGAGCUUAACGCUUUCAGUUUUUUUUGGGUGAUAAAAGAUAUCUGAAAUCUUCACUGAUUUACUGAUUCCUAUCAAUUAUUGUGGAGGAGAUUGCAAAAAGACAGAAAGGGAUACAAAUUCUGAAUUCCACUAUAACUGUACAUGUACUUACUCCAGACAUUUCAGGAAUAUUCCCUCCAUUAUAACAGUGAACAAUGAUAAAACAUUGUUGUUUUGUCAUUGCAAAUACAACGUAUAUGACUUUAAUGAUUUAUUAUGAAUUUAAAAAGGUUUUAACAGUAAAGCAACUGAAUAUUACAAGGGAUUUAUAUAUAAACAUGUUGUAUUAUUAGUUAUGGUGCUUUAUAGUGAAUAAUUGUAAUAUUGACUGGAAUAUGUAUUAGGAUGGAGUUCAGUAUGGAUUAGAUACAUCUCUGACUUCACCAAGUAAUGUCUAAAUAUAUGUUCAUGUCCAUACAAAUGAACAUCAUUCACCACUUCACAAAGUAAAUAUUGUUAAAAAAAACAACACAAAAUGAACAGCAACAUUUGUAACCUAUUUUUUACUAAUAUUAAAUUGAGGUUAUAAACUUCCUGACAAAGUUUGUAAAAGCAUAACUAUGUAAUGCAAUUCCACAGCAACUAAUCUGCCAAUGGUGCACUUAGGUAAUAUAUUUUUAUCCUUCAAGACAAACCACAGGCUCUGUUCAGGUUUGUGAAGUUUGGUUUCCGUUUGAAUUAAAGUAAAUCUUAACAAAAGCAUCACGGUUCUAUCAUAACUAUUAUACUGUCCCCAGAAGCAAUGGGAAUAUCAAAGUAUUUUCAGCAAAAAGAAUAAGGUAAAUACAGUAAUAGUAAAAUUACAAGAAAUGCAGAGGUCAAAAUCCGUCAUUUGUUUAAGAAACAGUGGUUGUGCAAUUAAAAAAAACACAUCAAUGAAUAGUUCCAUGCUUUUAAAGCUCUUCUGAUAUACAUGUACUAUGAGAUAACAAAGUAAUCGAAUAUAGCAAAAUGCAAGUGGAAACUAAUGUUUCUAAUGCCUGUUUGGAUGUUGAAUGUUUCUGCUGAGUGCAGUUCCACACACACCUUGACUGUGGUUUUCCUUUUACCUGCAUUCCACACAUCAUCACUUUAAGAACCACUUUUGGACAAAAAUCAGCAAUCUCCUUAAUGACAAUUCCAUAAUCUAGGCUGUUUCUUUUUUCAGAGGAGCAAUAAAAAAAAACAGCGCAAUGCUCAUAACAAUUACAGUACUGUGUAAAAGAGCUUUAUUUUUUCUGCCUUAAAUUCACAUUAUGCUGCCAACUUUCGGAAAAAAAUCACAGAUCAAAGAUGUCUCCAAAUAAAAAUAAUUUGUAUAUUUCUACUUUCACUAAGUGCUUAAUUAUUGAUGCACAAGGAUUGGUAUUUCCAAAUACAUUUCUAAGAAACCAAUUAUAGUUAUGGAAGACCAAGUCCAACAUAAGUAGAAAAUCUUGAGGGUUUCUUAGUUUUAUGUGUAUAUUCAUUUAUACUUCAAAUUUAUCAUUUGGGUACCUAUGCAAAAAUCUCCAGUUAAGGAUUGUAUGGGAGUCUGUCCAUUGAGAGUUCAAGUGGAUAAAGCAUCAAGUGAGUUUUUCAAUAUCCAGUGAACUUCACCACUGAAUGCCAAUAAAAAUGUAGAGUAUGCAUCACUUGUAGACAUUUGGAAGUACAUUACUAUUAAGUCAUAGUUACGUAGUUAAAGCAACAGAUAGUCACAGGUAUGACAUUGUGAUAUAUUAAUUUGGAUCUUAAUGGUCCAUCCCUGAAAUGAUUUCAUGUUGUUUAUUCAUUAAUUGUAUGUAAGAUUAAGCAUGUCAAGCAAAAUCAGCUCGUAAACCUAUAGACUGCCAUCAAUAUGAGAUGUUUUAUAUACUGCCUUUAAAUCUAGAUUAAUCAGUAGAUUAGAGUGUGUCACAGUAAAUGUUGCUCUAAAUAAUGUAAAUAAUGCUGUACUGUAUGUAUAAAUAUAAUAGUUCAGGAAAAGAAAUACAGUGUCACAGCUACAGCAAAUUGACAUAAAGGUACACAUCCUUCUCACCAAAUUUGUCAAACCUACAAAGUGUGGGUAGAGAGUAAUUUUCAGUGCAAUGAUAUUAUGCUGAACUGUCAGUAAAUUUAAUUGGAGACAUAGUGUACACAUUUUAAUUACAUCCUUAUAAUAUUUCAAUGGCUAUUGAAAGGCCUACAAUUAUAUAGCACAUUGCAGUGACUUUCAAAUAUCAGACAUUUUAUGUUCUUCAAUUAAUUUGAUGUGUUGUGGCAAUUUUUUGUGAACAGUAAUCAUGAUAAUUCAUUAACAUUGAUAUAAAUGUGAAUGGAUUCUACUGAAGUGAUAAAGUUAUUAUUUGCUUUUUCUGUCUAUGGGUGCUAUUUCCAAAAUGUUAAUGGCAAGGAGCAUUACAUAAAUGAGAGCCAAUUAAUUCUAAAAAUAAUGGACGGAAAGAUUUGUUAGACCUUUACACCUUUUUAUCUCACAGUAGCUCUAACUAAAUACUGCUAAUAUUUAACCUUAAAUAUAAAUGGAUUUUUCAAUUACUUAAGAUAAGUACUUGCCUUUCAUAAUGAAAGUGUUUUAUUUUAUUGUUAGCCGUAGCUCAACUGUUAGCCGGUUCAAGACCCUUUGCAGGACUUUGGCAUAAAAAGCUAGGCUCAAACUCUUGUAUGGGAGACUAGUAUCCUGCUAAAAGUGCCACUUGCUUUCUAACUGAACACUUGUAUACUCUCUCAAGUGACCAUAACAAUCUUCUGGCAGUACUUUGAAAGGAAAAAGUGGAGUUAUAUCUGAUAUCCUACAUAAUAUGCUUCACAGUGUUAAAAAAAAAAAAAAGGUCAACAUCUGGCCAUUCUCAAUUUGCCAUUUUAUGGUUGCAUUUCCUUUGUCCACCAGAGUUUUCAAAAGUCUGAAGAAGGGUUUCGGCCCGAAACAUUGCCCAUUUCCUUCGCUCCAUAUAUGCUGCCGCACCCGCUGAGCUUCUCCAGCACUUUUGUCUACCUUCAAAACUAUUUAAUUUGGAUAUGUGUUUUAUGAUAUCCUGAUAGGUAAUGUGUUAAUUGAUUGUCUAUUUUGAGUAACUUUAACAGAUGUAUAAUAUAGCUACAUCUUUUACCUCAAGAAAAUUUGAAUGGAAGAACGUGUAGAUUGCUUGACUGUAAUGCAAAUCUACACAUUCAGAUGCUCACAGCAAACAACUUAGCUAGUUGAAACAGUAAGAAUUUGUUUAUUUCCCUGUCAUUUAAUUUUGCACAAUGGGAAAACACAGUUAAUAAAAAAAAAUCAAAUGAUCCAACUUCCAGAAAAGUCAUAUUGUUCAGAACAUACGCAGAUCCUUCAUACAAUUAUUUGAUAUUGAAAGAAGGAGAGAGAGAGAGGGGGGGGGGGGGGGUAUGUGAUAGAAGCAAACUGAGAAUGUCAAAACAAGGGAAGGUGGAUUUUGUGGUGAUUGGGAAGAUGCGGAAAUUGUGGUGAAUCACUGACAACUGAAAAGAAAUGAGAAUUAAAAUUAAACUAAAUUGGCAUUACAGAAACCAAUGAGUUCAAGGUAUGUAGCAAAAAAAUAAGUAAGAGAUAUAAUGGCCAAUGGUUUGAGAGUUGGUAAUAAAAAACAACAGAACCCUCCAGUAAAAUGCAAACUUCAAAAUAAUGCAUAUUCCAUUUGCAAAAAAAGAAAAUGGUUAACAUGUUAUUAGUUCAACUGAGCAUCGUUUGACAGAAUUAACUUAUCAUUUGUUUUAUUUGUUUGAAAUUGUGCGAUUAUAUCCAGCCAACUAGUUUUUGUGCACUACUGAAUUAACAACUGUUUAAUUGAAUUUAAUGAGACACACUGCAGUAUUGAGUCAAUAUAUGAAAUGAACCUGGCUCGGUGUGAAUCUGUUUGAAUGGUGCAUUUUUAAGUAGGCUGCAAUGUAAAAUUAUGAGAAGAGGCUGAGUAUGACAAAAUAAUUUGAGGCAGUACAGGUGACCUUAUGCUCUGAUUUGAGGCUGUGGCUUACUUUAAGUGUUAUGGGAUUCAUAUUUGUUAAAUAAUAAAUUAAGCUUUAAAACAAUUAUAGCAGAUGGUCAAUGGUCCUGUAAGAAUAGUUGAACAGUCAGGAGUUGAACCAUAUUUUUAUCACAAUGUGAUGUCCUGCAGUUAGAUUCAGUGUCCAUUGGUUAGAAAAGGAGAGAUUGGUUCAGAUUCAUGAUUCUGAAUACAUUCACAUCAAAAGUAAUCAUGUGAGUGAAGUAUCAAAGAGAGACCAACACCUGUAAAGUUGUAAGCAGCAAAAUGAUAAAAAUAUUUUAAACAUAUUAGCCAGUGGUAAAGAUUUGUACAAGCAUUUUAAGAGUUAUGCACAUCCAUCAUAGAAAUCACAUCAGGUCUCCAUGUGUGACUCAUGGUAUAAUAUUUAGGCAUGGACAUUAGGUUUACAAUUUUCUUUAUCACAGUUCUACAUCAGGUAAAGGGCAACAUCACCAAGUUUAGAGCUUUUUUUUCUUUAACAUGAGUUUAUUCUACAGAAUAUGAAAGUUCACUGAAAUUCUGAAAUUUCCAAUUUAACAAAAUGAUGGAAGUGCCUAAUUUUUCCCUUUUACCCCAAAGUUUAUUACACGUCAGCCCUAUUCCUUCUCCUGACUUAUACACUGACAUUGGUUCCAAAUAGUACAUUGUCCAGUCUUUUCAGUCUUCCGUCAGCUAUUGAUAGGCUAUGGUAACAGCCAUAAAACGUACCAAGAAGAUUUUCUUUAGACCAGUUUGUCCCUGAUAUCUCUUUUAGUAUAAACAUUUCUCCAAAUGUAAAUCUAUGCCAGCAGUACAGAAAUGUUGUUUUCCCUGCAGCCCAUUUCCUCAACAAAAUAUUAAAGAGUUGUCAAUCCCUGAUGCCCUUGUAAACAAAAAAAUGACCAGUAGUGUUUCUGCUAGGUUUACCAGAAUUGAACAUAGGUUAAACUAAUAGGGUAGGAAAGAACUGCACAUGCUGGUUUAAAUUGAAGGUAGACACAAAAUGCUGGAGUAACUCAGCGGAACAGGCAGCAUCUCUGGAGAGAAGGAAUGGGUGACAUUUCGGGUCGAGACCCUUCUUCAGACUGAUGUUAGGGGAGUAUAACUGCUAUUCAACUGUUGUAAAAUACACAACACGGUUUGCAUGGAUAACCUGCGGUUGCAACAAAUGUUUUCUUAGUUUAACCUAAAAUGGCACUUUAUAGUUUUUGGCUGUGCCUGUUUCAGAUGAUUUGUUGUAAUAUGUUAUAAUAUAUAGCCCACCUUAGGCUCAAAUUGAUCACUGCAUUAGAAGCUUUACAAAUUAUUCACUUCUGCAAGUUAAACUGUUUUGCAAUAGUAAAAUUUGAGCAUUAAAGCUGAAGAGAGAAUUAAGGUUAUCAGAGAACUGAAUCAUUAAACAAUUGGAAUUGGUUAAAUCAGCCGAAUGGUAUUAUGGAGUUUGGUUACUGCAAAAUACAUACAUUAUUCUCCAGGUGUUGCAUGUAUAUUUAAUCAACUUUCAGUGUGGUUACCUGUUGCACCUAUGCAGUUUAGAAUAUGUAAUUGUAAGGUUCUCUCCAUUAAUUAUAAUGUUUAUUGCUAUCUUAACUCUGGAGUAUAAGGAGAUGUUUAUUCUACCAUUAGUUAAUUAGAAUUCCAUUGCUUAUUUUGAACUAAAUUGGACAGAACAAAUAAGCCAUGUGCACAUAGUAACCAAUUUCUUUAAGCUUACCUUUAUGUAAAAAAAAAACAAAUUACAAUGUUCAAAAUAACAUAGAAUUUUGGCUCUCAACGGCUUUAUAUUUAGUCUGCUCGUAUUUAGAAAAAUCAUUGUAAGUAACCCAAGAGAUUUUUUGAAAUUAAACUCUGAUACUUUUCAAGACAUGAUCCCAGUUAUAAUGGGAUUGUAUUAAUGCUGCCCUUCUGCACUGGCACCCUUGAAAGAGGUGUGGUCAGUGCGAAGGAACCUCAUUUUCCUCAGAGCUUACAGGAGAAAGCCCCCUUUUGGGUGAAAUUGUAGUGCAUUCUUGCCUCAUGCCCAAAAGAACUCCCUCAUUCUUCUCCAACUGGGAUCAUGCAUGUUUAUGAAGUUUUGUCACAUUUGUAUUAUUUUUAACCAAUUGUUUUCUGUUCAUACCUGUGUAUGAAUAAAAUUCCAUCUUACAAGUUAAAUGAAAUAGUAAAACUUAGCUUUUUUUUAACAAUCUUAUUUUGUUGCAUCAAAUUAUGUUUAUAGGUGCAGGUACCUGUAUGAUUGGUUUGGCGUGCAAAUCAGGUGGUUGCCGUAGUCUGAUGCCAAAAAAGAUUUUUAGAUCAAAAAUAUGUUCAUAUUUAUAGUAUUUUUGUGUCAUUGCUUUUAACUUAGAGCAUUCCUGAUUCAUGUUUGCUGCUAAUUUUACGCCUUGCCAGGGUCUACUUUGUAGAAUGUGUUAAAAUAGGGAAUAAGAAUGCAUUGGCAAGAUACACCAAUGCUGAUGCUGCUUGUGUUGGGUGGACGUUUGCUGUCUGCAUCUUGUGUUUUAUUUUAGCUUGAACUGUUCUUAGCCACAAAGUCUUUAUAUUUUGGAAAUAAAUACAUCUGUAGUAUGUACAA